Molecule: messenger RNA, 11537 nt
Organism: Patiria miniata (bat star)
Lineage: Eukaryota; Metazoa; Echinodermata; Asteroidea; Valvatida; Asterinidae
Product: RNA-binding protein Nova-1-like
Exons: 4
Coding region: 433-2082 (549 amino acids)
Biological process (GO): regulation of alternative mRNA splicing, via spliceosome; mRNA splicing, via spliceosome
Cellular component (GO): cytoplasm; nucleus
Molecular function (GO): mRNA binding
Source: RefSeq, a predicted model, not a curated record
AAUGAUAAACUGCGUGUGCAUAAUGCAUACUGCAUACGUGCGGCGGCAACUUGUUGUACAGGUUUUGUACGUGUGUAUAUUUACGGCGCAUUAGUUUUGUGAACGUGUGCGGGAUGCGAGUCGACUGCAAAAAAAAAGCCAACAGAAAAGAGCCAGAUUUCACACCUUUACUUCCCCUGACUGCCUCCGGAGUGCCAAGUUGGACAUCCUAGGAGACCCAUCCGAAUGUCAGGACCCUGUGCCGUGGCUUUCCAAGGGAAUAGCGACAGGGGAGAGAAAUUGAAAUUCAGCGAGUUAAGCAGGUCCGAAGUGACGAUUUCACGAAGGUGUAGGUGAACGGACGUUGCACUCGCGGCAAGCGCAACGGGUUGUUGGCAGGGGAAACUUCGCACAACGCACGGCGGACAACACGGCGUUGAUUAGUACUAGAUAAUGGCGACAGCCGAGUUUGUGGGACCCCAUACCACGGGGAGUUUAGGGCCCAUGCACCCCAUGCACAGCGUGGUAGGCCAGCCCAUCAUCGACAUGGGACUGAACGGAGACUCGAUGGAUUCUAGGAAAAGACCACUGGAAGGGGAAGUGGAAAGUGGUGCGGUUAAACGCACAAAUACCGGGAAUGGUGACGACACCAAAUACAUGUUGAAAAUGCUCAUCCCCAGCACAGUGGCAGGUUCCAUUAUCGGGAAAGGGGGACAGACCAUAGCCAAGCUACAACUGGACACAAAAACAGUCAUCAAACUAUCCAAAAACAAUGAUUUUUAUCCAGGUACAACAGAACGUGUAGCAUUGAUAACAGGUACCGUAGAUGCCCUCAACAACGUGUGUUCAUUCAUCAUCGACAAACUGAAGGAGUCUCAGCAACAGGUGACCAAGACGGGAGUGGAGACGAAUUUGAUACCACCAGACAGAGCGAGACAGGUAAAGGUAGUCGUGCCAAACAGUACAGCAGGCCUGAUCAUAGGUAAGGCUGGAGCCAUGAUUAAACAUAUCAUGGAACAGAGUGCCUCUAGGGUCCAAAUCUCCCAGAAAUCAGACGGCAUCACCCUGACAGAACGGGUCAUCACCAUCACUGGGGAGGGGGAGCCCAACAAAAAAGCCCUGUCUUUCAUCAUCGACAAAGUGCAGGAGGACCCGCAGAGCGGCAGCUGCAACAACCUGAGUUAUGCCACUGCCACCUUCCCAGUGGCCAACGCCAAUCCCACAGGUUCGCCGUUUGCCGACGGCGCCGUGGCAGCAGUCAUGCCUUCCAGCAUGGUCAAGGCAGCGCAGAUCCCCGUCACCCCAGCUGGGCUUGCAGGGCUCCCAGCCACUGCCCUAGGUGCUCCUGGUAUGUCAAUCACACCCCAGUCUUACGCUCGGAUACCAACGACUUUAUCCUAUAGUUCAGGUGAUGCAGCAGCCAUUAAUGCCCUAAAUACCUUAGCUAGUUAUAAUUACACCAUACAAGGCCUGCCGAUGUCGGGUAUUGCAGCACCUAACGCCAUAUAUGGGGGCAGCCCAGCCCACUUACAGCCCACCCAGGUCUUCCCCUCUGGUUUACUAGGUGCAUAUCAGGUCGCAGCAGUCGCUGGCAAUUCCAAAACAACUCUACCCUCCCCAUUAAGUCUGUCCUGUUCAGCUGCAGGGGAAAGCCCCAUCCUAAAUGGCUCCCCAACCUUUACCGUCCCUAGCCAUCCUUUGCAGGAGUCCUCAGUGCCUAGUAUGGGGAUGGCAGCUCCCAUGGGCAGCCUUACCAACAUCGGUGGUGGCCUUGGUGGUGGCCUUGGCUCCUUCGCGCUGGCGCAGGAACCCCCCAUGACCCCGGGGACCAAAGAUCCUGCCAGGGACACUGUUCUGGAGGUGGAGGUUCCCGAGAACCUGAUCGGUGCUAUUCUGGGUAAGCGGGGCCAGACGCUGGUGGAGUUUCAGACCACCUCAGGGGCCAAGAUUCAAAUCUCAAAGAAAGGGGAGUACAUCCCCGGCACACGCAACCGUAAAGUCACCAUCACGGGAGCCCCAAACCAAGCCCAGCUUGCCCACUAUUUCAUCACGAGUAAAGUGGCGCAAGAAGAACAAAACCGGGCACUAAAGGGGACCACAUAGAACCGAAUUUACUUUCGCUUCUCCACCUUGAUAGUGAAGCAUUACUUGAAGAAAAAAAAGACAAAUGUCACCGUGCCUUGUGAAAUCAAUUCCAGGGGGUCCCUUUGGACAUGCGCAUCAGCAGGAUCAAUCUGUUUUUGUUCAAGGGGUAAUAAUUUACGUGUGCUUUCAGUCCGCAAAUCAGAAUUGGAUGCUGGACCAUGAACAAAUCAUAAACAGCUGGAAGUGGCACUCUUUACUCUCUCCGCGUAAUUUUGCCUGGAAACGAGCGGAUAAACAAAAUCAACACCUUGAUUAGUGGUUGGUUGGAAAUGUCAAAGUCGUUAAAAGAAGAAAUCAUGAACUUACUCGCUUGAAGAAAACAAAAAAAAAUUUAAUCUGAAGUUGUACAAACAGAAAAUUCAAAGAUGAAUUAUUCAGAUCAGUUCGAUGACAUUUAUUGCGAUCCUGCUCGGCUGUUGUGACACUAAGCGAAGCACUAUAAGCUGUAAGUGUUGCCGGUUUGUCAACGUGGUGCUGAAGAAGAAUUGAGGAUAAUGAUUGGAGCCUUUUAAUCCCACCAAAGUAAGUGUAUAAAAUAAAUUACCAGGAGAAAUCCUAUUACAUGUAUUUUUGUGAUUUUUCACAUCAACUCCUUACCGAAUGAUUGAACGAAUAAUUGUCAGUGAUUUAUGCAAAAUUUUUGUUCCUUCUUUCUUCGUUUUUGUUUUCCUUAUGCAAAGUGAGUCGUAGAAAAAAAAAACAAAUUGAAAAGAAAAAAAAAGUCUGUAAAAAAGAAAUUACAGAAAAAAACAUCUCAGUCCGUUUUUAAUUUGCCAAAAUAUAUAUAUAUUUAAAAAAAAAAAUGUGAAAUCUGACCAAUAUUUAUUACUCUUCAAUUUUGAGUGGGAACAAAAAUAUGAAUGGAGUGAACAGAUGAGGAGAAUUACACAUGAAGCCUUGAUUAAGAGUGAUGAUUGUGCAAUAUUCUGCACGCUUUCAAUAACCAGCCUCACCGUUGCCUUAGAUAUACCACCAAAGAUGAAAACCGGUCAUUUUCCUUCUGUGACUGGAGUCCAUCCACUUUGUUUUGUCUCCUUCAACAUUGGUGCCGGGUAGCAAUGACAGGAUUUUUCUCUCCUUAUUUUUUGUAAUAUCCAGCAGCAGCGCUUUAUAUCCCACAUAACAACCAUCCAUAUUUUCCUUUUAUUUUUUGAGUUUGUACCAUCCAUGCCUCUCUUUUCAUCUGCAAUUGCCCCAAGAGCAGUCUUACCACUACUAACCCUUUUACCAAACAUAUUUUUACGCUUUAUUGGUUGUUCUUUUUUUUUUAAUGUCAUCAAUUCUUACACAAUGACCUUGUGGGCUUUUGUUGUGUUUUGACCGUGAGGUACAUUAAAUAAUUCCACUCACUUCUGUUCAUUGGAUGAUUGACAUGUAUAACCUCACCUCGUUAAGGGUGUUGUUUCAAAGCUGACAGGUCUGUUGUAACCAUUUUAAACUCCAUGUUACCAUGGCAACUGGUUCCCCUUUGCAAAGUACUAUGGCAGCUUGAUAUCUUUAAGGCUAUUUUUCAAGAUUUGUUUUUAAAUUGACGUUGCAAAAAAAACCACCGUACAUUUUAAUUUCCUUAUCGGUGCUGACGUGAGUUGUUUGUGAUUUAUAAAGAUGUACAUAUUUAUAUCCUGUUACUUUUUUUUUCAUAAAAUGGUGCAAAAUCAUUAAACAAAAAUUGUGUAGUGAUUUCAAGUAAUUUCUUACCAAUGACAAUCAACUUGUAUAUUUAUGUCAAAGUACGACACAUCAAGGAGGAUGGCUGGUUGUUUUCAAUUUUUUUUUCAACACAUUAGUUUUAGUUGCCACACCUUUGCAUGAUGGCCACAAACCUUACCAACCACAUCUCAGUCCAGUCACCAGAACAUUCAAAACGUCACCAAACAAAUCAAAGACACCUUUUUUGCAUGAGGUCACAUGACUCCAUCCCAUCCAGCGAUUGGUCAGAUGAAACAUCACUCAGUGUUGAAUUGCAAACGAGCAUUGUAUAGCAACCAGCUAGCCUCUGUGUUGUGUGCGUACUGGCAGACACGAGUCUGAGACAAAAUGAUUCGUUUAUCUUCAGAUAUCAGACGGUUUUCCCUCCUAAAUUUGUCUCGUACCGUAGGAAGACCUCUCCACAAAAUCAGCUUUGUCGCAAUUCUCUUGAAUCAUAAUUCAUAUGUUAUUUUUUUUUUAUUUUGUCAUUUGUAGUCUUUAGCUAGUAGCUUAUUGCAUGCUUCUCCAAGUAAAAAAAAAAAAAAGUGUACCUUAAACAGUUUUCUUGGAAAUCAAUCCAUCACUACACAGAUGUUCACCAGAUGGUGGCAUUUCUUUUAUUCUCAUGUUUUGUUUUAAUGUAAGCAUUUCACCAUGUAACUCCGUGUACAUAUUCCAAUGAUUCCAGUGGGAAAUCUGGCACAAGUUUUCAUCAUGCACUGCCUAAUUGACAAAUGGAGGCAUUAAUCCAUUUUGUGCGGGUGACUCUCACGAUCAGAAAUUGAGAAUGUAAUCAAAUCAUUUGGUGAAUGUCGGGAGGGAGAAAAGUAUCCUAGAACUUUCUGAAGACAGUUGUGCUGUGCGUUUCCCUGGUUUUUUUCUUUUUAGUUGUCAGAUUUUGUUAGUUGAAUUCAAAUCCAUUAUUCAUGUUACACUGUACAUGUACAUGCAGGUCAGACGAAUGCAUGGGCGUUUGGGAAACACUAAACCUAAUAACCUCAUCCAACACAUUUUCUGGAAGAUUUUACCCUGUGACUUGUUUUCACUUGAAGAAACAGAACACAAUUUUUUUUCAAGCCACUGGAAUUUAACUGGUAUGUUCUAACAAACAACCAUUUCAUUGUUUUUGGCCAGCUGGUAACACAAAUACUGAUUUUGAAAAAUGCUACUCUUGAAGUAGCUUAGAACUACUUGUAAAUCCACUGUCCAAUAGACAGUUUCAAAAACCAGUAUCAAAAUCACCUUGUAUAACUUUGUGAACAUGAAGCAAAACUUGUAUUAGUGUGAUGGUUGUACCGUAAGUGUUGUACAAAGUGAAGAACCUCAAAGUUCCAUUUUAUGGCAUUUUUUCCCCUUCUUUUUGUUGCAAGUAGUAAAUAUGCACUCAUGCUGACCUUUGACCUGCAUCAUUUUCUAGUAACGAGGUAGCACAUAAACCGAAUUCACCACCUUUCCCUCCGUUUGAAGACAAACAAAAAUCAAAAUGGCUGCUGCAUCCGGUCACUGCAUUAACAACAGUUCAUUUACUCUGUGCUUGCCAACCGUUCUGCCACAAGUUUGUUGUUUUUUAUACUCUUGUGUUCUCACUUUCCCCCAUCCAUUUGCCGAAUUCUCACCAAGUCAAAAUGUGACGGGGGGUCUGAUAACAAACAUGCACCCUUCAGUGAAGUUUUAAAAUUCAUGCCUGCCCUGGCCACCCAUACUCAAUUGGUGUUUGUUUUUCUCUCAUUUAUUAAUCACCAAUGUUUGUGCUCCUAAAAACGGUUUUCAAACUCCACUUCUGUUUUUCGAACUGGAGUGUCCCCAAGUGACCAAAGAAAAAUGAGACUCUUUGUUGUUGUCGUCAACCAUCAACACAGAUGUUAAAACACGGCACACAUUUUAUAACUCAUACGAUUCUUCACUGUAUUGUGAUCGUGCAGACAUGAGAGAUCAGCCAUUCCUUAAUUUUGUUCAGUUGAAACAUCUUCAUUUUUUUUCUGACUUCACUCUGACUAUAUCUCGUGUUUGCCCAUAACACCGUCACUGCCAUGCAUGCCUCAAUUCAAAGGACGAGAGACCAACAGACAACGUAAACAAUUCUUGUUAAUGCAGUGAUUGAAAAAAACUAAAAAAUAAAUUGACAGUACGAAAAGGCUAUUUGGUCAACCAAAAUAUAUAUAUAAAUAUAUAAAUUUGAAGGAUGACAUUUAUUGUUAUUUCUUAUAUAUAACGAGUGUUCAACGUAUGUAUUGUUUAUGAUAGCAUAAUUAUGUGGACUGUUUUCUUUUUUUGGUUAAAAAUUGUACGGUUGCCUUCCAAUGUAAAGUUAGAUUGUAAUUAACUUUAUAACAAAAAAAAGUAUUUGGAUGUACGACUAAAAAAAAAAAAAAAAAAUCAUUACUUUCAUAAAUCAUAGUAAUUUAUAUGUAUACAGUAAUUUUGAAUGGAAAUUCUUCUUUUAAACUUCUUUAUAUUUUGUUAAAUCACUUGGAACAAAUAUUGAUUUUCUAGAACACUGAUUUGAAUUAUAUGAAUGAAAAAAAACUAACUUGAAUGGGACAGUUGCGACCAAUAUUUUAUCAAGGGUGCUAUUGUUUGAUUGAUGGGAAGAUUUCACCCAACCAGAUAAUUUUUUAAAGACAAUUGAACAUCUUCCAUGAAAAUAACUCUCCACACCCACCUUUCGUGUUAUGUUUUCCCAUAUCAUCUAGUUUAACUGCUCUAAUUAUCGUCAGCUUUAUGUCCUUUCAUAAUUUUUUUGGUUAUUUUUGUUCACUUGGAGCUGUGACACCAUUCAGAAUUUCUCCAGCACUUAAUACUAGCAUUUUUUCCUGGUGAUUUCUCAAUCAGUUGAGACGUCCCCAUUUGUUAGUAGAGGCUUGCCCUGCAUUGUCCUAACUGCUGAGUUCAAAUAUACCUCUGACUUCAAAUAUACCUCUGACUUGGCCCCUCAGACGAAGAGUACUUGACCAUUAGUUCCAAACUGCAAAACGCUGUCGCCAAUUUGAAACUCUAAUUUUGCGAACAGAGCAUGCAGUUCUCUGAGGAUGUUUUGUUAAUCAGGACUAAUACACGCAAAAGACAGGCAACAAGGCCUACUCAGUGUUUGUGGGACAAUGCAGGCAAGCUUUAUGACUACCAGGAUGUACUGCUGACAAGCUAUUUUUUACUGCUGUGGUUUUUUUUGUUGUUCUGUCGUUUUUCUCCGUGCACUGUAUUACACUUUGAUGCCAUGUUUCAUCAUCAUGAUGUUCUUUAAACCAUAUUGCAUAAAAAAAAAAUCAACACGUUGCUCUUAUCCCUGGUACAUCAUUUCCACGUGUCUUGUGUCAUGGUCUUUCCUCUGCUAGUACCCCAUUGCAUGUUGACACUUCUACAGGUUUUAUUUGUUUUUUUGCGUGUAUGAAUUUAUUUUGAUAAUUUUCUGUCGUUUUUAAAGUGACAGUAUUCUUAAAUUCCGAUCUCACUGUAACAUUGAAGCGUCCAAGCUGAAAGUCUAACUUUUCUCCCCACAAGCAUUAGCAGGAGGUCCGUUCACUUUCGAACAUUUUCAUAAUGAGGUGAUGGUUUAUGAGCUAUUAAUGUCCACAAAGUUGUCCUUCCUAUCCUAUUUUUUUUUUUUACCCGACGAUAUUUUUUCUUGCAUUUCAGUUGUUUAUUUUUUUUUUCACACCAGCAUUGUCCCGUCUUUCCCACCAAGCCUUGGCUGUCAGAGGCACACAACUUGUCACUCCCUACCCCUGCUGGCCAAUGGAAGCAUCCCAGUGUUACUAUAGAAACAGAAUCCCCCUCCAUGCUCAGUUAACAGUGCUGAUGAUGUCAUGCCUGGCUCAUUCGGGACCCACAGGGCAGUAAAAUAUACAAGCACUUUCACUAUUGGAGUGAAAAUCUUAAUUUCUUUGUUUGUACAUGUACGUCUAAAAAAUAUCUCUGCCUUUCAAACACAAGUUUGUAAAAUUUGUGAAUUAACUAUGAGACCAACAUGCAUUGAAACGGCAGUGUGCAUGUACAGGCAGCAUGACAUCGUCAGCAACAGGUCUUUUCACACACACCUCUUGCCGAGUAUUAAUUUGCACAGUUCAUUAGUCCAUACGCCAUUUUAAAAAACCAAAACCAAACUACAAGUGCAUUUUUCAAAACCAGUAUUUUAUGUAUUUGUUGGUCACAGAAAACCUUUGAUCGGGGACGUUUUCAGUUAUAGAAUGCUGCGUAGCAUCAUUGGAGAUAUAUCUUGUGUUGCUGAAUGGACAGGGCAAGAUUAUGUGGGCUAUAGUAUAAUGAUCUUCAGUGAUUUAUCUAACAUGCUGUCCCAUUGGUCAGCCUCAAGCAUUACUGAUGUGAACAGAGAUCCAUGCUAACCAAUGAGAGUGGAGGAGUCUUCACAAUGGCUGGGGUGAUGAUGAUAGGAGUCACUACCAUUAUAACCAACACUUUGUCUGACACAUGAACAAUCUCAUAUAAAUACUAAUAUAGAUUGUAGGCUUUUAAAAGGUCAAAAAGGAGACUAAAGGCCAUGAAAAGUAUCAGAUAAAGUAGCAAAAAACAUGGUUUGGUUUCAGUGGGACCACACACAUCAGAAGACUUCCUUAUUCAUUCAUCAUGCUUUUGCAUUUUGUUGAUUGACCGCUAAACACAAAUGCUCCUUUAACCUUACCCAUCAUUUUCCUAGACACAAAAAACAUCAACACUUUCUUGUUUAUGAGUUUAUUCCCCCCUUGUCUGUUCCACGUCUAGUGUUGUCAUGGCUUUCGAUGUUAUUUUGGUUUUAUAACAAAUCCCAUUGCACAUUAAUACAAGAGGAUUGAGAUUUGCUGACCUGGAAAACGUCACUGAACUCCUAAAACUACUGCACACCCCUCAAAGCUGUUGGUGUUCAGUUUUCAUCAAAUUCACCAUCUUUGCAUUUUUGUUUGCACAUGGCAGCCAUCUUGGCAAUGUAUCCAGGAACCGUAUCCAGACUCCAUGCCACUGUAAUCAUAAAACAGAUGGUUUGAAUCGAAGGCACCCGGCCUUUUUGAGGGGGGUGGAUGGUUUCACCCUUUCCGAGUGGCAACAUGUACACAUCAAUUAUCCAAGAUGGCUGUUGCUUACAGAGGGGUCAAACGUUACUGCCGUUCAUGUGCUGAGUGUGUCUGUUCCUCCAUGGUCUGUGUGAGAUUGUGUUGGACACCUCGGUGAAAGGAUUUAAUUUACUGCCAAAACUGCCAAAAACCUCUAUUUCAUUUGAGAUUCAAACCUGUUUAUAUACACCCACACCUAGUAAUUCAGCAAGUAAUUUCAGUCCUGAAAAUAGAUAAACACCCAAAUAUCUUUCGGUGAAAAACGGGUCAUAAGCUGAACGAAAUGAUUGCAAAUACAAAUGUAUAAAGGUCACAAGAAGGUCACAUGCCAUAGAGCAAAUGGAAUGGAACAUAAGCACAAAUGGAUUCCAGUACGAGGUAUUCCGGGGUGCACUUACAAAAGUCAUUCAUCAUGUCAUGUCAGUUUUCCCCAGAGAGAAAAAAAUCAUCGCUCGUUCCAGUCUUGUUGCACAAGACGUAUUACUGAAACAGAAACCCCCCUAAAAAAUGGCAGUUUCAAAAUUUUGGACGGCAUUUUACUGCACAGUGAACAAAGACGUGCAUUCAGACCAAGAUAUACGCGAUGUACAGAAUGAUUACUCCCAAGUUGAAGUGCUUAAUCGUGAACAAAGUUACUUUUGGUCUCUUGCAAUGAAUAUUUUGAGUCUCUAUAAGGAGAUAGGCCAACAGACCUUUUCAAGUAUUGACUGAGCUCUUUGAGCCAUAAAAUUAAGGACCACUAGAACUGACUGUAUGCCUCCUUUAACUACGGAACGUUACUUGUUACGAACAGUUUGUUUUGUUCAUCAUGGAUUAUCCAAUCAACAGUUAGGGUUAGGGACUUCGUCUAUUGGCAGUCCUGGUGCUGUGCUAAGUGUCUGACAUGCUGCUUAAAACUCUCCCACCCCCUCAUCCAUCCAAUUCUGCAAUUAACACCACGUCCACUUCGGCUCGUGUUACUGACCCCUGGUACAUGUGUAAGUUGGUAUACGGAUGAACUCCAUUUUUUACCUGCAUGUGUUCCGCCCUCCACCCCUUUCCUUCACCUGACUCCUCCCCUUCAGCAAAGGAUGUUUCAACAUGUUUGCAGCGUGCUCAUUUCACACCGUUAUGUUCUACAGGCUACUGAUGGCGCACGCCAACUUCCCAAGGUGCACUGCUAACAUGACCAGACUACUAUGCACUUCUACCAUUGUUCCACCGGAUCAGUGUAUUACACUCGAUCGACCAUCCGAUUUUGUUUCAAACAUGCAUGAGACUGAGCAACAACAUCACCAAAGCCAUCACGAGAUUAAAACUAAACACAACCAUUUGUGUCACAAACAGUACAACUUUAUUAUGUUCAAAGAGCUUCAUAUUUUUUUUCUUCAAUUAAGAUUUAUAUUUUGUAGGGAUUUCUUUAUCACACAGAAUCAGUCAAGAUGACGGAACUUAUUCUUGCCUAUUUGAAAUGCAUUUUUGCUUCGAAAGUUGUUGAAACUUAAAUCUGAUGAAGAUAUAGUAAUCGGUCAUUUAUUAUUCAAAACAACACACACGUGCAAAGCAAUGACACAUUCAGAGUAGUUUACUUGUUUUAUUUAAAUGAUGAGUUUCUAUUUUAAGUUUACUGUUAACUCGUAAGACAAUUCUUAGCAGGUUUGACAUUUUUGGUUAGCCACGACAAAAUGAUGGACCAUGACUUUUCCACUCCUUUUUGUGUGUGUCUCAUUUGGUUGCCAUAACAACUAUGGAGAGUACAUCCUCACCAGACAUGGUAUUCACGCGCUUGUAGUUCUUCCCAAGAAGUAGUGAAAUAAUCCAACUGUCACUGUUGGGCUGAAAUUCAUAUGGCGUAGUUAUUCAUAAUAGUUUCAAAACUCCUUUCUGGCAUAAAAAUGUUUGCAGGGCGUUCAGAUCAACAUUUUAUCAGCAAAGCCAUUCUUAUCCUUCCAAGUCAAAUCGUGCCCCACAAACUGAAGAAAAAAUGCAAAAUAUUUCCAUUUUUUUGAUCCCAAAAUUUCCCAUGGAUUUAUUUUGUACAAAUCACAUGAUUUUAAUGAGUGAUUAGUUUCUUUGUAAAACUGGCUCGGCAUUUUCACCAUGAGAAAUGUUUGAUCUGAAACCACUUGCAAUAUAAACUACUACCAAACCAACAUCAUUGUGGGUGUAUUUAACAUAGCUUCCACUACAACAUCGUUUGCGAAGCAUGUGCACAUUCUUUCUGACACAGAAACAACUGCAACAUUGCAUUCUGGGAGUUUGGGACAAUGGUUUUGUUCAUUUAUUUUACCCCCAAAUUGAUGUUCGUAGCAUUUUUGUUUCAUUGGACAAUGGAGCACAGACAUAUCGCAAUGACCAAAAUCAUUAUGUUGAUUUUUGUACUUUCUGCUUUCUUCUGUUUUUUGGAUUAACAUACUUCAUACCUAACAUGAAAAAAACGACAAAACACUCCACCACAUCCAGAGCUUACGUAGUUACUUUGGCGAUCAUUCUGCAUGGUGUAACCAUAGUAACAGACAGAUCAACCUCCAUCUUUUUCCUGUCUAUUCAGCCUUUGCAUGACGGGAUAUCAUCGUCUUGUGGUAUUCCAUGAUUUUUUAAUUUUUUCCCCCUUGUAGAGCCUGUCUUCCCGAGGUAAGUAUUGGAGCUCAGUUAUUAAAUCAAAUAAAUGAUUCUAUGUAUUGCUUUUACAACAAAAAAAAA